This is a messenger RNA of Elaeis guineensis (African oil palm), 1902 nucleotides long. RefSeq lists its product as uncharacterized. The record is from RefSeq and is a predicted model, not a curated record. NCBI's taxonomy places the organism in Eukaryota, Viridiplantae, Streptophyta, Magnoliopsida, Arecales, Arecaceae.
GACUGGAGAAGCUCAAAGGCUUUGAUCCUCUCUCUCUCUCUCUGUGUACAAUGGAGUAUGAGAGGAUCCAUAAAGUUCAGAUGGGUGUGAUUUCUCCUAGUAAACUGAGGAUGAAGCUGUUAGGAUCUCAUGGUGGUAGAAGGAAGGAAGGGGGGAGCAAUUCAGCCAGAGCAUCCCCUUCCAAGCAUGAUGACAUGGAGCAUGCAAAGAAUAGCUUACUGGCUGGAGAAUUUGAUGAGGAAGUAAACUCCAAAGACUCCAAAGAUGCUUCUUCCCUUACUGUGAUUGCAAAUUCAGAAGGCAACCUAUCUCAACCCUGCCCGAAAGGGAAUGCUGAUAUGGGUCGUAGUAGAAUUCAGAAUAUUCCCAAGGGUGGAUUUUGCCAACAUCAACCCAGCAGCAACCUAAGCACUGUGCACCCUGUGAGACCUCUAGAAGAAGAUGGUAAUGGCUAUGACAGUGGACAUGACAAUGGCAGCACCUCUAGCUUCGAGUUUCAUCGAGGAGAAAGAGCACUACAACAUCCAGCAGUUGGUCCCUUUUUCAGGCAUAUCCCAUCGAAAUGGAAUGAUGCAGAGAAAUGGAUACUGAAUCGACAGAUGAUGCCAAGUCCAAAUUUGCUAAAGAGGUCGGUCAUGCAGAAUCAGGGAAGUCGUCAAGUGAUCUCCGGUUCGGUGAGGGUUGCUCCGGAAUCAAUAGCAGCUGAACACAAGCAUUCCAUUAUCCAGGCAGUGGAUGCCCAAAGGAUUAGUUGCAUCAAUCCUGCUACACAAAAUGUGGUGGAGAAGUUCUCUUUUGCUCCUAAUUGCCUGCAAUCCAGUUUGGACACUGCAAAUAGUGGUGAUUAUGGACUCAAGAAGGAACUUGAUCACAAGAAAUUAUCUGUCCCAGAAAGUUCUGUCACCAGCACAUCAGUUAUUCCAGCUGUACAAUCGGUUUCUAUGAGAGAUGUGGGAACAGAAAUGACUCCCAUUCCGAGUCAGGAGCCAUCGAGGACAGGAACUCCUAUUGGAGCCACAACACCCACUUGCAGCCCCCUAUCUUCGAUUCCAUCGACUCCUAAAAGAGCAGCACCAACAUCUUCAGAGACCACUGUGGAUGAACACAACCAAAAGAAAGUUGGCAAAAAAGAAUUAUCUGAGAGAGAAUUGAAAUUGAAAACAAGAAGAGAAAUUGCUGCCCUAGGCAUACAACUAGGUAAGAUGAACAUUGCUUCCUGGGCCAGUAAAGACGAUGCGAAACAAGGCUCUCCCUCUCUCAAGACCCUUGAUGUAGACCAGCUUGUGAAGACGGAGUAUGAAACCCGUGCAGCAGCAUGGGAGGAAUCUCAAAAAUCUAAACAUAUGGCAAGAUAUAGGCGUAAAGAGGUCAAGAUACAAGAAUGGGAGAGUUAUCAGAAAGCAAAAUUUGAAGCUAAAAUGAGGAAAGUUGAGGCCCAAGUUGAACGAAUGAAAGCCCGAGCACAAGAGAGGAUGCAGGAAAAGCUGGCAGAAACACGCCGACUGGUGGAAGAGAAACAAGCCACUGCUGAGGCCAGAAGAAACCGAGAGGCAGCUCGAACAGCGCGACAAGUGGAGCAGAUUCGCCAAACUGGUCACAUGCCUUCCCGUUUCCGGUGCUGUAGUUGGCUUCUGUAGAACUUUAAACCAUACACUGCUAAAUUUGCUGUCAUACUUUCAGACUUGGUUUGCUUCAGUAUAGGAGUGGUGAAUGUUGUCACCCCCUCUUGUGAACAUGGUGAGGGAUUCCCAAUAUUCAGUGUUUACCAUGUAAAUGAAAUUAAUAGGUCCUUUCAUGCAAUCUUCUCCAAUGGCACUCUUCAUGUUGUCUGAUACCUUGUGUUCAGCUAUAUUUCUAGUGUACUCUGACUGCGAGAUAUGAAUGUAAAUUGUUAUCAUCAUC